UAUAUAUAUAUUUGCACACGAUGACCCUUUUGUGAAUCUUACAAUAUCAGACAAGUCCUGAUCGGAGUGAUCGGGACCAUAGAGAGGUUUGGGCUCCGUUCACACUAUACGUCAUUUGUCCGUAUUCUGACGGGAUCAGUAGUGUGAACUUUAACCUCACUGUGUUCCGCUGUCGGACAUUUCGCCGUCACUUCCGGCAGCAUACUGAGCAGUUCCGGCUCUAUGUGAUGACGUCAGGAGGAACCAAGCACCUGUGACCGGCGGGGAAGACGAGAUGUUGCUCAGACGUCUUCAUAGAUCGGCUCAGCUGCUGGUGUUGCAGCGUGUGCCCAGUAGGGGGCAGUCUGGUUUGGUGUCCCCGGUGGAGGAGACGGGCCCCAGAGACGUGUUCCGGACCAGUGAAUGUGAUCCAGACCGGCACACGGACGCACAUGAGGGCCACUUUUACUCCGUCCCCUCUGAUAAGGUCAGAGCCAUCUUUCCUCAUGGUCUUCCUCGACACUUCCAGUUACAGUCUUCCACCUUCAGUGAGACCUGCAUCAUGGUGAGGAAGCCGGCGCUGGAGCUGAUACGGUACCUGAGGGCCACAGACUUCUCACAGCCAGUGCGACGCUACCUCUUAUACGGGAAAGUGGGGACAGGAAAAAGCUUAACCAUGUGUCAUGUCCUACACUACUGCCACAACCAGGACUGGCUCAUCAUACACCUGCCUGAUG
Molecule: messenger RNA, 716 nt
Organism: Hyla sarda
Lineage: Eukaryota; Metazoa; Chordata; Amphibia; Anura; Hylidae
Gene: DAP3
Product: death associated protein 3
Biological process (GO): apoptotic process
Cellular component (GO): mitochondrial small ribosomal subunit; mitochondrial ribosome
Molecular function (GO): structural constituent of ribosome
Source: RefSeq, a predicted model, not a curated record